AUGAUCAGAUCAAUCUAUCAGAAAUUCAGUGAGCUGGACUUACUGGAUAAGAAGAAGACAGUGACAGCACUGAAGCCUGGUGAAGAUCGAGCCAUACUUUUGGGUCUUGGAAUGAUCCUGUUUUCUUUCAUGAUGUACUUUGUCCUGGGAAUCACCAUUCUGCGCACCUAUGCUGACAGUGUUUGGACAGAAGAAGGUGUUUGUGUUGUUGUCAACUCCACCGUCACAGCAGAAAUAAACUGUUCCUACAACUGUGGCUCAGACUGCUGGAGAGUCUCCAAGUACCCGUGUCUGCAGGUCUACGUGAGCGUCAACAGCACGGGUGGAGUCAAACGCUUAUCUCACAAUGAAGACACCCAGGACGCCAGCUCUGAGUGUUUCUACUUGCCCAGAUGUCAAAAGGACAGCGUGACCUUACACACCAUGAUAGCAAACAUCUCCGAGCAUCUGAAGGUGAAUCAGCAAGUUCCGUGUUAUUACGACCCAAGCGGUCAUCAGGACAGCGUCCUCCUGACCCGUCUCUAUGACCACAGCAUUGUCUUCCACUUGCUGCUGUGGCCUUCCUGCAUGCUCACAGGAGGCGUCCUCAUCAUUGUGAUGGUGAAGUUCACCCAAUAUCUCUGUAGACUGUGUGAUGAGAUCAGCAAGAUCACCAGGUGAAGAACACGCGGCGCCUGCGAAAGACAAACAUACAUGACUAAACCCACUUGCUGUCAUGUCACAGGAAUUUUAUCUUUUACUGAG
This is a messenger RNA of Thalassophryne amazonica, 744 nucleotides long. Its product is annotated as calcium-activated potassium channel subunit beta-2-like. The record is from RefSeq and is a predicted model, not a curated record. Bases 1 to 660 code for a protein of 219 amino acids. Gene Ontology annotation, cellular component: membrane; voltage-gated potassium channel complex. Gene Ontology annotation, molecular function: calcium-activated potassium channel activity; potassium channel regulator activity. NCBI's taxonomy places the organism in Eukaryota, Metazoa, Chordata, Actinopteri, Batrachoidiformes, Batrachoididae. The transcript is spliced from 3 exons. Gene Ontology annotation, biological process: detection of calcium ion; potassium ion transport.